Molecule: messenger RNA, 1589 nt
Organism: Cuscuta campestris
Lineage: Eukaryota; Viridiplantae; Streptophyta; Magnoliopsida; Solanales; Convolvulaceae
Source: the annotation of a GenBank genome assembly
UUAUUUACUUAUUUAUGUGCCCUUUGUUAAUUAACUGAUGACCCAUUUCAACUUCAAGCUGCAGAUUAAUUAAUAAUUAAUCCCAUCAUCUUCCUCACCAUGUCAUCCUCACUCGAUGAGUCCGCCAUUAUCAGAGCUUGCAAAGCUCUGCUACUCUUAAGCCCACUGCUUUUCUUGACUGUCAUUUUGAUGCUUCCAAGCUCAGAGAUUCACCAUCCAUUGUCACAAAAGCUUGUUGUUGGUGAUGAUGAUGAUGAUCAUUCGUGUCGUCCCACCGAUCUGAGCCACCUGGUGUUCGGCGUUCUCGGCUCCGAGAGAGCGUGGCACCACAGGAAGGCGUACGUCGAGUCGUGGUGGCGACCCAACGCGACGAUUGGUUUGUUGUUGUUGGAUAAAGAGCCCACCGGAGACUUGCUCCCGUGGUCUCCUUUUUCCCCACCCUAUAGGGUAUCCGACGACGUAAACCGGAUAAUGAGAGAAACGAAGCACCAGAACAAGAGGGUGGCAAGGAUGGUGCACGGGAUAAUGGAGGUUGUGAGGGACGCGCCGCCGCCGCAGCAGGAGGUGCGGUGGGUGGUGAUGGCGGACGACGACACCGUGUUCCUGGUGGACAACCUGGUGGCUCUUCUGGCCGGACUGGACCACAGAAAGCUGUACUAUCUGGGAGGCCACUCGGAGUUCAUCCUGUCCAACUACUGGUUCUCAUUCCAGCAGGCCUUUGGAGGGGGUGGCAUAGUGCUCAGCUAUCCCUUGGCAAGGGCACUGUCCCAUGGAAUAAUGGGUUGCCUCAAGAGAUACCAAAAUCUCAAUAGUGCUGAUAAAACUUCUUCCUAUUGCAUUGCAGAUCUUGGUGUCAAUUUGUCUCCACAACAUGGCUUUCACCAGACUGAUAUGAGAGGAGACAUAUCAGGAUUUUUAUCACAUCACCCAAACACACCCUUAAUAUCCCUCCACCAUUUUGACUAUGUCAACCCAAUCUUCCCAUCCAUGGAUAGAGCCCAAUCCGUUGGUCAUCUAAUGAACGCUGCAAAUCUGGAUCAAACUCGGAUCCUCCAACAGAUCAUCUGCUUCCACAGGCAAAGCAAUUGGUCGUUCUCAAUUUCAUGGGGAUACUCUGCCAACAUAUAUGAGAAGAUAAUGCCUCGGAGCUACCUGCAGAACCCAAUCCAGAGCUUCAAGCCAUGGGCGAAAACCCCCGGGCCGCCGCACUGGAUUUUUGAUGUCGGGCGGCUCCGGGCGGCGGCCGCCUUCGACCCCUGUCUUGUUCCUCAUGCGUUCUUCCUCGAGUCUGCCGAGAUGGUGGCGGUUACCCCCGCACAUUACGAGAUACUCGGGACGUAUCGCCGGUCAUGGCGGCGUGGACUGCCCGCUUGCUCCGCCGCCGGUAACGGUUCAUCAGCUGACCGGAUUUCCAAGAUUCUGGUGUACUCACCGGCAACAGAGCCAAAACAGAUUGAUAGAUGCGAAUGUUGUGACGUGGAAAUCGACGGUGUUGACGGAAGCAGCGCCGUCGUCAAAACGAGGAAAUGCGUGGCGGGAGAGAUUAUUGCUUAAGAAUUUAUUGGAUCCAAUAAUUCAAAAAGGGGAGA